Messenger RNA from Hippocampus comes (tiger tail seahorse), 1777 nucleotides. RefSeq names its product adrenomedullin a (gene adma). Gene Ontology annotation, cellular component: extracellular region. Gene Ontology annotation, biological process: positive regulation of heart rate; regulation of systemic arterial blood pressure; adenylate cyclase-activating G protein-coupled receptor signaling pathway. The record is from RefSeq and is a predicted model, not a curated record. Lineage: Eukaryota; Metazoa; Chordata; Actinopteri; Syngnathiformes; Syngnathidae. Bases 881 to 1393 code for a protein of 170 amino acids. Gene Ontology annotation, molecular function: hormone activity; adrenomedullin receptor binding. The transcript has 4 exons.
ACAAGUAGAAGCACAAAAACCCGUACAAAUGGCAGUAUUUAUCUAUUCCAUUUUGUUCUAUUCAUUGAUGAAUUCCUGUGCAUGCAUUCCUCAGGGCAAACGUGUGGCGAAAUGAUUUGCCAACUCUUUCCUGAAAGCAACAACUCAUCCAAAUUAUUGAAAACAUGUCUGGACCAAUAUUGUUCAAGUUGAUUUUUUUGUUACUCUUGAUUUAUUCUUAGAUUAUUGUAAAAUUCCACCUCACUGUAGUCGGCAGGUUAAAAUAAAUCAAGGCGUAAGGCGAGUUAUUUACCUUGUCCAAACAAUACCUUGAGUAUAUUGGAUCUACAGUCAGGCAUAUUUAUCCUAUUUAUUGACUUGACUAAUGCUUCUCUCAUUUCAAAAAAAAUCACUCACUCUAAUUCAUCAAGCUGACAUGGAACUUCACUGUGUCAAGGAGUGGCAUGAAAAGGAGAAAAUGGACACACUCCUUCAAUUUGACUUGCGAAAUUAUGGAACACAAUCAAAUCAACCUUAUAGUUCAAAUAUGACAAGCUACAUUUCCCUUGAAGGAUAUGUUUCAAAAAGUGAGCCAAAGUUGUGAAAUUACUUUGGUGUACGUUAUGUUUUUUAAAUUGAAAAAACGUUCUUCAACUAUUCUGUUUUUUUUUUUUUUUUUUUUGCACCACUGGGAGUAGGAGGGGGGGUAAAGGAUGAGAGUCAAUGAGCCCCUCCCACCUUCUGUAUAAAGGCUCCCAGUCUGGUGUGCAGCUAUUAGCAGAGUGACACAGCUGCCUUACAGGACCAGUGGCAAUAUUCCCCAAACCUGUGGAAUACUCGUCUAUACAUCUGACCAGAAAAAGAAGAGCUUUGUUAUCCCACGUGAAUUCCAGGAGGAAAAAUGAAACUAAUCUUCCAAGCCUUCCUCUAUUGCUGCCUGGUGGCCACAGCAGCACACUGUAUGGAACUUGAAGUGAAACCCAAGUUAAAAAAGAGGCUCAGCAUAUGGCUCGGGAGCAGACUCAGACGGGAUCUGGACAGCAAGACUGCAAACUCUGAGCACUUUGUCAGGCAAGAUGACAUCAGGGAUACCAUGCUGCCACAUUCCAGCACUGAAACCCAUGUGCGAACCAAGAGGUCCAAAAAUUCUGCCAACCAGUCAAGACGGCAGGGUUGUUAUCUGGGGACCUGCUCAGUGCACGACCUGGCGCACCGUCUGCACCUUCUCAACAACACGCUGAAGAUUGGCAGCGCCCCACCUGUCAAGAUCAGCCCACAAGGAUACGGCCGCAGACGUCGCUCCCUACCAGACCGCAGAGUCGCACUGAGACUGGAGCAGGGCAGGCUCAGGCCUGUGUGGAGCACCACUGACUCCCAAGUCCAUAAGCUUGAGGCUCUGCUCAGGCAAACAUGAAUGGAACUUUGCAAAAAAGAAGAACGAAAGCCAAGGCAGUCGAAGAGUUCGCGCACUCUCCGCUCUGUUCACAAAUUCUCCAAAUGCCUCAGAUUUGCCAAGUAUUCUCCAGAAUCUUUCCAGGACUGGGGACCAGGUCAGAGCAAGACUGUCUGCACUGAGUUUCUUAAAAGCGCUGAGCCCCGCUGCUCAGUGAUGUGGAGCUGCAAACACUGGAUGGAACAGCAUGGAGCAACAACAGGUGCCGCUCUCUGCUUGGCACUUGGGCGACCCCAAGAGUGUUGCUUCCUACCGAAGUGAGCGGACUUACCCUCUGGUGUAAAAGAGCGAAGUCUCACACUUCCUCCUCCACUUUGAUAAGUGCUGUCCAAUGUCCUGCAAGGA